AUGCAGCGCCUUCACAGGACCAACGACAUGCUGAACUGGGACCAAAGGGAAUUCUUGCGCGUACAUUUUCCCACCGUCAACAUCAACCACUGGAAAGUCCGCCUGGUCUCCGAGUCAGCCGGAAUGAGGGAUUCAGUUGUCACCACCUACGCUACGGUGCCAGGAAAGUACGUAUGCUUCUCCAUCCACACCGAAGACCUCGUGGAGAGAGUGAAGGCCCGCGAUAUACUGAAGGUCAACUACGUGGCCGAUCAAUGGGACCUCAGAACGCUGGCUCUCGUCAUAUACUACAAAAUCCAGAAUCAAGACGUGCGUAAUGCCAUGGUCAACGCCUACAACGCUAGGACUAAGGAAAAGGGCUGGGGCCGGUGGCUAGAAAUUACUCCUAGCGAUACCGAGUGGGGGGAAGCCAGUAGGAAUAACCCCUUCGUAUUGGGUUUGCAGAAGUUGAUUGCAGAGAAUCCCGGCCUCAUGCGUGGUGCCUCGGUUGGCAGCAUCCAGUUCAUCAUUCUCCAUAAUAUGGUUGAUCCAAGGGCGGUCCUGCUGCAUCUCAAAAUCAGGAUAACUCGCUGA
This is a messenger RNA of Durotheca rogersii, 573 nucleotides long. RefSeq lists its product as uncharacterized. The record is from RefSeq and is a predicted model, not a curated record. The transcript has a single exon. NCBI's taxonomy places the organism in Eukaryota, Fungi, Ascomycota, Sordariomycetes, Xylariales, Xylariaceae. The coding region runs from base 1 to 573 and encodes 190 amino acids.